AUGAUUCGCGACUCUGAGGCGCACGCGGAGUCAGACCGCCUGAAGCGCGAGUUGGUGGAGGUGCGCAACAACGCCGAGACGCAGGCAAACACGGCAGAGCGCCAGCUGACAGAGUGGAAGUACGUGAGCGAUGCGGAGAAGGAGAACGUGCGCACGCUGCUUGCGGAGCUCCGCAAGGCCAUGGAGAAUCCCAACGUGACGAAGGACGAGCUCUCGGCGGAAACCGACAAGCUGCAGAAGGCGGUUAUGGAGUGCGGCCGCACUGAAUAUCAGCAGGCUGCGGCGGCCAACAGCAGCAGCUCCAGCAGCGGCUCCAGCAGCAACACAGACAGCAAUCAGGGCGACCAGCAGCAACAGCAACAACAGGGCGAUCAGCAGAAGAAGUAA
This is a messenger RNA of Trypanosoma rangeli, 387 nucleotides long. RefSeq names its product putative heat shock 70 kDa protein, mitochondrial precursor. The transcript has a single exon. Gene Ontology annotation, molecular function: ATP binding; ATP-dependent protein folding chaperone. Lineage: Eukaryota; Euglenozoa; Kinetoplastea; Trypanosomatida; Trypanosomatidae. The record is from RefSeq and is a predicted model, not a curated record. The coding region runs from base 1 to 387 and encodes 128 amino acids.